AUGCCUCCCACCGAUGCAGACACCAUACGCAUUCUUGUCUCUACGGAUAAUCAUGUUGGGUACAAUGAACGCGACCCCGUUCGAGGAGAUGAUAGUUGGAAGAGUUUCCAUGAAGUGAUGUGCCUUGCCAAAGAGCGAGACGUCGACAUGGUACUCCUCGCAGGAGACUUAUUCCAUGAGAAUAAACCGUCUCGAAAGUCCAUGUACCAGGUAAUGCGGUCUCUGCGCAUGAACUGUCUUGGUGAUAAACCGUGCGAGCUGGAGAUGCUCAGUGAUGCCAGCGAGAAUUUCCAAGGAGCUUUCAACCAUGUGAAUUACGAAGACCUAGACAUAAACGUGGCCAUCCCUGUUUUCUCUAUACAUGGGAAUCAUGACGAUCCAUCUGGUGAAGGGCACUUGGCUGCACUUGAUUUACUACAGGUAUCCGGCUUGAUAAAUUACUAUGGCAGAACCCCUGAAUCUGAUAAUAUCCAGAUUAAGCCUGUUCUACUCCAAAAAGGGCAUACAAAGUUAGCUUUAUUCGGAAUGAGCAACGUGCGAGAUGAGAGGCUAUUCCGUACAUUUAGAGACGGCAAGGUGAAAUUCUUUCGUCCGUCGAUGCAACAGCAAGACUGGUUCAACCUUAUGAGUGUACACCAAAACCACCAUGCGCAUACUGAGACCGGCUACUUGCCGGAGUCGUUUUUACCGGACUUCCUCGAUUUAGUUAUCUGGGGCCACGAACAUGAAUGUUUGAUAAACCCUCGCCUAAACCCUGAGACAAAUUUCCACGUCAUACAGCCAGGCUCAUCAGUUGCAACGUCCCUUGUACCCGGUGAAGCAGUACCAAAGCACGUCACCAUACUAAGCGUAACCGGGCGUGAAUUUAAAUCGGAGCCUAUUCUCCUGAAAUCUGUUCGGCCAUUUGUGACAAGAGAAGUCAUUCUGAGUGAGGAAAAGGAGAUGCAAAAGGUUUCUAGAAAAGAGGAUACCCGUACUGAAACAACACGUUUUUUGAUGGGCAUCGUUGAAGAGAUGGUUGAAGAGGCUAGAAAAGAGUGGCUGGGACAACGAGAGGGCUCCUCUGAUGAUGGUGAUGAAGAGGCCGAAUUCCCUCUUCCACUAGUCCGACUUAAAGUCGAAACAUCCAAGCCUGGCGGAGGAAGUUUUGACUGCGAAAACCCACAGCGCUUCUCAAACAGGUUUGUUGGCAAAGUCGCCAAUGUGAAUGAUGUAGUUCAAUUUCACCGCAAGAAGAAAGGAACAGCUCUAACCCAUGGCAAAUCCGAUGCUCCGGAUGAAUCAGCGGUAUCACAUCUCGUGGCCCUUGACGCGUUCAAAGUAGAACAAUUAGUUCGCGAGUUUCUUACUGCGCAGUCACUAACUAUCCUACCCCAAAAUUCAUUCGGAGAUGCUGUUUCCCAGUUCGUUGACAAGGACGACAAGUACGCGAUGGAGAUGUUCGUCAACGACUCUCUAGAAAGCCAGAUAAAGCAUCUCAUGAAUCUAGACCGCGAUCAAGAUGGGCUGGAUCAAGAUGACGAUGAACGAGAGGGGAUUAUCCAGGCUGCGAUGGAUAAAUACCGUGAACAGCUAGAAGAGCUAUUUGCUAAGGGCAAAAGUAGACGGGCCGGCGGGAAGAAACGAUUUAAACCUAAACCUGAUGGUUGGGAUACCGAGUUUGACGGCAUAUGGGAGGAUCAGCCAGGAGCGCUUAUACACUCUGAUCAUGAGGAUGGCCGUAAGGAUGAAGAUGACGAAGAAGUCCCGGCAAGGACAACAGCUACCAGUAGGCGACGAGGUGCGUCAGCUGUGGCGUCUACAUCGAUCCGAGGGAAGGGUAGGGGUGCCAGUCGAGCCGCAGUGAAGACAACAACAGUUCGAGGGAAGGGAAAGACGGCCUCAGCACCCGCUAGGGGAUCUAGAAGCCAUGUUAUUGAGGAUGACGAGGAAGAUGACGAAGAAGAUUUCCUGCAAGCAAUCCCUGAUGACGAUGACGCCGUGAUGUUAGACAAUAGUCCUGAAAACGAUGAUGAUGAGGACCUGUUUGUUCGUCAACCUGCUCCAAAAACUCGAGGGAGGGCAGCGCCUCCUGCGUCAAGUCGAUCGAAAGCAGCAUCGUCAGCAAGUUCUACGAGGAAAACAGCCACACGUUCAGCCGCUGGCACCAAGAAAGUUCAGGGAACGUUGAAUUUUGGGCGAUCUCAACCUAGCCAGAGUCAAACCAUCGGGGGUACAAGUGGGAGCGGCUCGAGUAGUAGACCUACACGAGCUGCUGCAACAAGAGCAGCCCGUAGCGUCAGUGUGAUGAGUGAUGGGGUUGAGUAUGACGACGAUGAGGAUGCAUUCGAGCCGGCGCCCAUUGUUAGUAGCGGGAGAAGUAUGAGGAAGAGAUAA
Molecule: messenger RNA, 2376 nt
Organism: Microsporum canis CBS 113480
Lineage: Eukaryota; Fungi; Ascomycota; Eurotiomycetes; Onygenales; Arthrodermataceae
Product: double-strand break repair protein mus-23
Exons: 2
Coding region: 1-2376 (791 amino acids)
Biological process (GO): mitotic G2 DNA damage checkpoint signaling; double-strand break repair via nonhomologous end joining; mitochondrial double-strand break repair via homologous recombination
Cellular component (GO): nucleus; Mre11 complex
Molecular function (GO): 3'-5'-DNA exonuclease activity; DNA endonuclease activity; manganese ion binding
Source: RefSeq, a predicted model, not a curated record